GCUUAUCCUUUAGCUUGACAGUGCUGCUGUCACAGGAUACACACAGACGGUGAGGCAGGUCACCAGCUACAAAAUUACCGGAGAGCAACGGAGUUCUGUGUCUUUGUUGCCCUGGCUGCUUUUUUAUGUGUUAUGACAAACUGCCGCUGGCUUUUUUAGGACUGCGAUCAACAGCAUGGCUGCUGCUCCUCCUCUCAGACGGACAGAUUCAGCUCGGGGGGAGUUUUCUCCUCUGAAGCACUUUGUUGUGGCAAAGAAGAAGAUCAGUGAAGUGUUUGAACAAAUUCUGGAUUACGUGAAGGAGACUUCAGCAUUUGUAGAAGACACAUGUGGGAGUAAGGCUCUGGAGAACAUUGCCACUGAGGAUCAGAAGUUGGAGAUUCAGGCGUAUGCUGACAAACUUGCUAUCAUCAGGGAUGUUCUGGCACGCAGACACAUGAAAGUGGCCUUUUUUGGCAGGACCAGUAAUGGUAAAAGCACAGUGAUCAAUGCUAUGCUGCGGGACCGUGUGCUGCCCAGUGGUAUCGGCCACACCACUAACUGCUUCUUGAGUGUAGAGGGCACAGAUGAUGACAGAGCCUACCUCAAAACUGAGGGUUCAGAGGAUGAGAAGAGCAUAAAGACUGUUAAUCAGCUGGCUCAUGCACUUCACAUGGAUGAGAGUCUGGAUGCCGGCUGUCUUGUGCGUGUGUUUUGGCCGAAGACCAAGUGUGCUUUGCUUCGAGAUGACCUGGUACUUGUAGACAGCCCAGGGACAGACGUAACAUCAGAACUGGACAGCUGGAUCGACAAGUUUUGCUUGGACGCUGACGUUUUUGUGCUUGUGGCGAACUCUGAAUCCACACUCAUGAACACGGAAAAACACUUUUUCCACAAAGUGAAUGAACGCCUGUCAAAGCCAAACAUCUUCAUCCUCAACAAUCGCUGGGACGCCUCAGCGAAUGAACCAGAGUAUAUGCAGGAUGUGAGAAAGCAGCACACAGACCGUUGUGUCAACUUCCUGGUUGAGGAGCUGAAAGUUGUGAACCGUGAGCAGGCACCAAAUCACAUAUUCUUCAUCUCUGCCAAAGAGGUGCUCAACUCACGCAUGCAGCGUGCACAGGGCAUGCCUGAAACAGGUGGAGCUCUGGCUGAGGGUUUCCAGGAGAGGCUGAAAGAGUUCCAGAGCUUCGAGAGGAGGUUUGAGGAGUGUAUCUCGCAGUCAGCAGUGAAAACAAAGUUUGAGCAGCACACUAUCAGGGCCAAGCAGAUCACAGAAAAAGUCAAGAGCAUCAUGGAUACCAUCAACAUUGAGGCAGCGGAGAAGAGAGUAGCGGCACUGGAGGACAGAGAGAAUCAGAUGGACCGACUGGAGUUUGUCAAGAAUCAACUCAACCUGCUGAUUGAUGACAUCAAGAUGAAGAUUAAAGCAAUCAGUGAGGACGUGGAGUCCAAGGUAUCCAGCGCAAUGGAGGAGGAGAUCUGUCGUCUCCAUGUUAUUGUCGAUGAGUUCCAUGCUGACUUCCACCCCUCACCUAAUGUCCUCAAGCUCUACAAGUCUGCGUUACUGUCUCAUGUGGAGGAGGGGAUGGGAAAGAACCUGGCCUUCCGCUGCUCCAAUGCUAUUAACGCAUCUGUUCAAUCCUCACAGAGAUACAUGAUAGACAGCAUGCAUCCCCUGCUUCCCUCUGCGGCCCAUAAUCAGGUUCAUAUGCUGGCGCCUAGCAGGAAGUUCGACCUUAGUUAUGACCUGAAUUGUGCCACAAUCUGCAGUGACUUUCAGGAGAACAUAGAGUUUCAGUUUUCAUUAGGCUGGACAGCAUUAGUCCACCGCUUCCUGGGAUCUGCCAACGCUCAACGGGCACUCAAACUGGUGGACCAGAAGUUCCAGGCAUCUCGCCCAGCGCUCCCCCUGGCUUGUACACCCUCCUCAGGACCUCCUUCUAUUGCAUCACAGCCCAACCAGGAAACAGCCCUCAUGACGCAGGAGGACCUUAUGGUAGCCAUGGCAACCAAUGUGGCUUCCCUCACCUCCCGCACUUCAAUGAGCGUUGUCAUUGUUGGAGGAGUGGUGUGGAAAACUGUUGGCUGGAGGCUGAUCGCCCUGUCAGCCUCGCUUUAUGGCUUGUUGUACCUGUACGAGAGGCUCACCUGGACCACAAAGGCGAAGGAGCGCACUUUGAAGCGCCAGUUCGUGGACUAUGCAACGGAGAAACUGCAGCUCAUCGUCAGUUUUACAAGUAGUAACUGCAGCCACCAAGUUCAACAGGAGAUGGCUACGACCUUUGCGCAGCUCUGUCAGCAGGUGGACCAGACGCAGAAAGAGCUGGAGGAAGAAAUUCACCAACUGACAGUCAAGAUAGAUCAGCUGGAGACUGUCCAGAGCCGCUCCAAGUGCCUGCGACACAAAGCCACAGAGCUGGAGAGACACUUGGAAGCAUUUACAAACCAGUACCUGCAGAUUCAGCAAUGAUGAACCUUCUCUUCAUUGCUCCAGUUUGGUUCAUGUUGGGCCAAACAUUCCUCAGCCCAGCACCACCUCACCACACCCGUUCCUCCCUAUUGCCCAAACUACACCACAAUUUUAAUGUGGAGGGUAAAGGCAAACAGAUUAUGAUUUUAGUAUAUCAACAGAAUAUAAAUUUUGAUAAUCAGCAAAUUAUUGAGUUACUUAUCAGGCAUUAAUUGUCUACAGCUUGGCAAAUAAAAGUCCCGUUGCUUGAUUGGAAAAAGUCAAUUUGCAGGUGACUACAAAACAAACUGUUUGCCUCUAAGGGAAAAGGAGAGUAAAGGCCUAGACAGCAGUUUUCUCCUCCUCAGCCAGGUUGUUCAGGUGCUUGAGAGACAGCAGUGAAGCCACUGUUAGAACCUGCCUGUAACAGUGAAGUGUGCAGUGACGCAGACCAUAAACUCUGUUGGCAUGAAGCUACCUGUGCUUGGGUGCUAUAUUUUGACACUAACAGUGCUUGUAACUGUGAAUAUGCCUUUUUGGACUUUUCUGAAGAAAAUGAAGUUUGUCUGUAAGAUUGUCUGUCUGUUCAGGCACAUGAUCUAUUGUAUGUUAGCAGCAAAAAUAAAUUCAUUUAAUGAGUUUUUUCCUGAAGUAUAAAGAUCUAGUAGUUAGGCAGGGUCAUGUCUUUAAAAUACUGUGGACUCAUGCUCCAUUUUAAAAAGCUUUGUAAGUCAUUUUAUAUUUUAUUUCUAUAUUGGACUCAAAGGAGAAUUACACCAGUCUGCACUUUAUAAUGUUGUCUCUUAAAUGUGCAAAAGUACCUCUAGAUUUGCCAGACUGUAUUAAAUCUGCCACAAGGUAAAUCAAUUGUAUGAUGUUGUUUUUUGUGUGCAUUUAAAUCUUUUAAAGCUACAUUAAAAUGUAUCUAGUGAA
Messenger RNA from Betta splendens (Siamese fighting fish), 3364 nucleotides. It is a transcript of the gene mfn1b, whose product is annotated as mitofusin 1b. The record is from RefSeq and is a predicted model, not a curated record. Gene Ontology annotation, biological process: mitochondrion localization; mitochondrial fusion. The transcript is spliced from 18 exons. Gene Ontology annotation, cellular component: mitochondrial outer membrane. Bases 176 to 2452 code for a protein of 758 amino acids. NCBI's taxonomy places the organism in Eukaryota, Metazoa, Chordata, Actinopteri, Anabantiformes, Osphronemidae. Gene Ontology annotation, molecular function: GTP binding; GTPase activity.